Messenger RNA from Schistocerca americana (American grasshopper), 2238 nucleotides. RefSeq names its product ubiquitin-conjugating enzyme E2 G1-like. The transcript has 6 exons. Bases 146 to 652 code for a protein of 168 amino acids. Gene Ontology annotation, molecular function: ubiquitin conjugating enzyme activity. Gene Ontology annotation, biological process: protein polyubiquitination; proteasome-mediated ubiquitin-dependent protein catabolic process. NCBI's taxonomy places the organism in Eukaryota, Metazoa, Arthropoda, Insecta, Orthoptera, Acrididae. The record is from RefSeq and is a predicted model, not a curated record.
GUAGAAACAAAAUUCUCAUACAUGUAGCAGCAACUGCCGGAAGUAAAACUCUGUGGUAGCGCAUGCGGCCUUGAGAUUACUAAACCUGAGCCAUUUUCCAAGGAGUGAUUGUUUGCCUCUUUAAAUUAAAAGUAUUCUCUCAUUCAUGUCAGAGCCACAGUCAGCUCUUUUAUUACGGAAACAACUAGCAGAACUUAAUAAGAACCCUGUUGAAGGGUUUUCCGCUGGCCUGAUUGACGACAAUGACAUAUACAGAUGGGAAGUCCUCAUCAUUGGACCUCCAGACACCUUAUACGAAGGUGGUUUUUUCAAAGCACACCUUCAUUUCCCAAAGGAAUAUCCACUGCGGCCACCCCGUAUGAAAUUUAUCACAGAAAUAUGGCAUCCAAACAUCGAGAAGAACGGUGAUGUUUGUAUAUCAAUCUUACACGAGCCUGGUGACGAUAAGUGGGGUUACGAGAAAGCCUCGGAACGGUGGCUGCCCGUUCAUACAGUAGAAACAAUUCUAAUAUCAGUUAUAUCGAUGUUAGCCGAUCCCAACGAUGAAAGUCCAGCCAACGUGGAUGCUGCGAAAGAAUGGAGAGAAAACUACGCAGACUUUAAGAGAAAGGUUGCCAGGUGUGUACGAAGAAGUCAAGAAGAAUGUUUGUAGGGCAUUUUUAUUUCAUUUGGGGAGACUUGAGAAAGAGGGGACACCAUGAUGAGGGCUGGAUCUCUGUGGGCAAUGAGUGUGAUAAUUUAAACUUUUCAAUUGUGGAAUUGUGAAAAAUAGUGUGGCCAUCACCUGUUUUUGGGAACCGAAUAUGCACAUUAAUCAGCUCAGUGAGAAACUGAAUUACCAUUACUUCCAUGCUAGUGCUUGUGGGGGUGGGGAGUAGGUAGGAGAGGUGACGGAAAGAGUCACCUGUGCAGUCGCAGUCCUCCGUCGGCUGCAAGCUGUUUCCACCGCACCGACAGCACUGUGCAGGAGCCCUCGCUCCCGUCACCUGGUGUGCUCCGCAGGAAGACAUCGCCUGGGUCUCCCCGGUAUUGAGAGGAGAGAGAGGAAAACCUUUUGUGCCAGUGGCACCGUUUUGGUGUGGACAUCAGCCAGACAGUUGCCUUCUUAUUGUGUUUUUUUAAUCAAAGGGAAACGAAACUAUUUCUGGAAUGAUAGCCUGUGCAGGAAGUGCUUCAUUUGUGAUCUGGGUGACAGCAGGAAAAGAGUAUUUAGCUGCCUUCUCACCCCAGCCCCAUUUGCUCAUUAGGCUCAUAUGAAAUGCAGGCCAUUACUGCUGACCAUGGAAACUCCACAUGCCCACUUUAAGUAUGAGGACAAUGUGAUGGGGGGAAGGAGUUAGCCUGUGCGCAUGUUGAGAGUUUGUUUUUACUAUAAUUUUUACAUUGAUUUUUCCUGCCUCAGAAUCAGAUUUUCCGUGACACGCUGUAUACUAGCUUUGUCUGACUUGUUUGGCACUGUGGCCUCUCGAGCACAACCUUGCUAGAGGUCUGUACAGAUAUUGUAUAUAAUAUACACAUGGUCCAAAUGUGUUUGACUGGCAUCUGUACUGUUCAACACUUCAUAAUGUUUCUCUUACCCUGUGCCCACGCGCAGUGUGCAGCGAAAGACUUUUCAGUGAGUGUGCUUUUUUUUUUUAAGUUGAAUACUAAAAGAUAAAUAAAUGCAUCUAAAGUUUGAGUGUAAUUGAGAUUUCAUCUGAAGCAUACUAAUUUCAUUCUGUGACAAAUGGAGACACAGCUAUAAAAUUUGCAAUACACUUGUCCUGGAAAGUAAUGACUGCUGUAUUCAGGGAUAAAAUUAGUGUACUGCAUGUACUCUUUACCCUCACAUUUUUCCUUUUUUAUGCUCAACAAAUUAGAUAACAUUAGCUUAAGUAAGCAUAAAAGACGAUGGUAAAAAUGGAGGUUGUACAUUUAGAUUUUGCAUUUGUCACUUUCAUACUUCUGAAUCUGCAGUGUGGUCAUUUUUAAAUCUGUUUGAAAACAAUUUUGUAUGCUGUUGUUGCUGUGAUUCAUUAAGGCAAGACCAGUUUUGUUUGAACCGGUACAGCAACUUAUCUGCAUGUUUCCCCCAGUUGAAAAUUGUUAAUUUCAGCUUGUAAAUUUGUUUCAAGUAAUUGGUGUCUGAUGAUAUAUUUUAACUGCCCCUGAAGUGUAACUUAGGGAUUUUUUUUUUUUUUUUGUUUUAAGCCUAUUGCUCCAUUUUUCCAAUAAAACAUGCAAAACUGAAAGGCCAAA